GCGGUGAAGCUGGGACACCUGUGGCGGAGCGGAUUAUUUUGAAACUCUUCAUCUCCGUUUUUUGUUUACAGCUCCAAAAUCCUUGGAAAUGUUCAACAGUAAUCGCAGGGAGUUUGACGAGGAUCCGUUCUUCUCGGAUCCAUUUCGGGCUCACAGGGAACAUAUGAGGCAGAUGAUGCGAAGCUUCUCUGAGCCAUACGGCGGGCCCGUAAUGCCCAGUAUUAUGGACGGAAGAAAUCGUGGUCAUGACUUUGCAGAACAUCCAAGCUCAUCUCUGGCACUGAGGGAUGACCACAGGGAUAUGAGCCGCUCACUGUUUCCCUUUGGCAGUAUUGACAGCACGGAUUUGAUGAGGAAUCCAUUCGGCAUGUUUGACAACAUGAUGGCCAACAUGAGAAACAGGAUGGAGGAGAUGCACAGAAACUUUGAGAACAUGUCCACAGAUUCAAACACCCACUCAUUCAGCUCCUCAUCAGUCAUGACAUAUUCAAAGGUUGGAAAUGAGCCUCCCAAGGUCUUCCAGGCAAGCUCAUCGACACGCCAUGCCCCUGGAGGGAUCAAGGAGACCCGGAAAGCUGUUAAAGACUCUGAAAGUGGUCUGGAGCAGAUGUCCAUUGGUCAUCACAUUCAAGACAGGGGACAUGUUGUUGAGAAGAAAUACAACAAGAAAACAGGAGAGAAGGAGUUCAACCAGGACUUUCAGAAUAUGGAUGAAUCUGAAGCACAGUCUUUUGACGAAGAGUGGCAGCAGGAGGUGUCCAAGUUUCGGCCGUGUGGCCCCAUGUCUCGUCUGCGGGAACCCCGUGCGCUAACCCACGGUGUUCAUCGAGCAGCCCUAACCGGACCUGAGCAGGAGCACAGGGACCAAUUAAAGGGCAAGGCUGAGGGUAAAUGCAGCAUGGAAGGCUCAAGCUCAAUAAAUCAGUGAAAACAUCAGUUUGUGAAGCUAUUAAAGUCUUUUAAGCAUCUUACAGUACACUCUGAUGCUCUGUUACACCCUUACACACACACACACACACACACACACACACACACACACACACACACACACACACACGCACACACACACACACACACACACGCACACACACACACACACACCCUGGUUUCAUCAUAUAGACAGAAUCAGAAAACAGCAACUUGACCCACAUUCUGAAAUAUCGAGGAGACUGGUUGCACAUUACUGCUGCUCAUUUUCCACAGCAAACUGCACAAUAUGAACUGAAACCUGCUGAAGAUGGCUGCACCAUCACAGGGGACAUUUAUUCUACUUCCUCAUGGGGCAAAAUCACUCUUCCAAAUUCACUGUUAAUAUUGUAAAUCUAAGUUCUAAGAACAGUUCACACUUUGAAAAUAUAAAUAUAAAGUUUGUUUGAAAAUAUAAAGAUGGCAAGUAAUCGAAAUCAGGAAUUUGUAGUGUGUCCGCUAUAGAACACGCAAAACCAGCAGUCUAAUCAUUUACCAAAAUAUGCCCCCCAAAACACUAAAAGUUGCAAAGAAGUCCUUAAAAAUGAUCUUUCUCAACAAGGGGAAACUUGAAGCCAUCUGAUGCUUUCAUUGUGCCAUUUUCAUAAAACAAAACCACCAAAAUGUAGUGACCUUGAGAAAGUUGGAAAUUCACUAAUGCACUUAGACAAUGUCUAAAUUGUCUUCAUGUAAUUAUGGUGCACCUGAUGCUCUGGAUAUGUGUAUUUUAUCUGCUGUAAUCUUUGUAAAAAGAAAAAAAAUACCUUUCCCUUUUUAUAUGUUCCUGUGGUUUCUCUUGUUUUUCAUCUGAUGAAUUCUGCUGCACGGCACGAUAUCUUGACAUCAGGAAUAUUCUCAAUAAUUUUACCUUUGUUCUUGUAUAUUUUUUCAAGCCUAAAAGAUAAAUUAUGUGUCAAUGCAGGCUAUUGUCUGUAAUAAAAAUAUGAAAAUAUGA
Molecule: messenger RNA, 1921 nt
Organism: Plectropomus leopardus (leopard coralgrouper)
Lineage: Eukaryota; Metazoa; Chordata; Actinopteri; Perciformes; Serranidae
Gene: mlf1
Product: myeloid leukemia factor 1
Source: RefSeq, a predicted model, not a curated record